AUGACCACUAAAAGAACAAUUAUUCUUUUCUUCAUUCUUUAUAACCUCCUUGUGCUACUACCAUGUCAUGAUCAAAAUUUUGCCUAUGUCAAAGGGGGCAAGUGGAACCUACUAAUGUCAAGCAUAGGCAUAUCAGCCAUGCACAUGCAACUUCUUCACAAUGACAAAGUCAUCAUCUUCGAUCGUACUGACUUUGGAAAAUCCAACAUCUCAUUGCCUCAUGGCAAAUGCAGAAAACAUACAAAUGAAACAUUAGAAGUCGACUGCACUGCUCACUCUGUCGAAUACGAUGUAACAACAAACUCUAUACGACCUCUCAUGGUCCUCACCGACGUUUGGUGCUCCUCGGGCUCUGUCAACUCUAACGGUUCUUUGAUCCAAACGGGUGGCUAUAAAUAUGGUGAAAAAGUUGUAAGAGUUUUCAGACCUUGCAAAGGUAAUAACAUUACAAGCUGUGAUUGGAGAGAAAUUCAACGUGGCCUACUUCAACAACGUUGGUAUGCCACUAAUCAUAUAUUACCGGAUGGCAGACAAAUUAUCAUUGGCGGUCAUAAGGCUUUUACCUACGAGUUUUAUCCCAAGACCGCUUUAACCCAAAAUUUGUACAAACUGCCAUUUCUUUUGAAGACAAAGGAACCUAAAGUGGAGAAUAAUUUAUACCCGUUUGUUUUUCUCAAUGUGGAUGGUAAUUUAUUCAUAUUUGCUAAUAACCAAGCUAUCUUGUUUGAUUACAAGAAGACUAUGGUGGUGAAAACGUAUCCACAAAUACCUGGAGGUGAUCCGAGGAAUUAUCCAAGUACAGGUUCUGCAGUUCUUCUUCCAUUGAAGAACUUGCAUCCAAAAAAUAUUCAAGCUGAGGUAUUGGUAUGUGGUGGAGCAUCAAAAGACUCGUACUUGAAAGCAAAUCAGAGUAUCUUUAUCGAUGCAUUGAAUACAUGCGGGCGGAUCACAGUAACUGACCCGAAUCCAGAAUGGGCUAUGGAGACCAUGCCAAUGGCGAGGACAAUGAGUGACAUGGUGAUUCUACCAAAUGGUGACGUUUUGAUCAUCAAUGGAGCAGAGAAAGGCACUGCCGGGUGGAAUUGUGGCAGGAACCCCGUUUUGAGUCCGGUGAUUUACAGACCUGAUAACCCGUUUGGAUCUCGAUUCGAGAUCCAAAACCCAAGUAACAUACCAAGAAUGUACCAUUCAACAUCAGUUCUGCUCAGAGAUGGUCGAGUUCUUAUAGGUGGUAGUAAUCCACAUCAAUAUUACAACUUCACAGGAGUUAUUUUUCCCACUGAACUAAGGCUUGAGGCAUUUUCACCAUCUUAUUUGGAUUGUGAAUCAGCAAAUUUAUGUCCACGAAUCGUUUCACCCCAUUCGCAAGUUGAAUUCAAGUACGGGCAAAAAAUACUAGUUCAGUUUACUGUUUCUGGGAGAGUGAACAAAAAUUUGGUCAUGGUAACAAUGGUUGCACCAGGGUUUAACACACAUUCAUUUACUAUGAACCAAAGAUUAUUAGUACUUGCAAAUGGAAACGUGAAACCGAUUGGAAAGUCAGCAUACCGAAUCGAUAUACGCACUCCGAAUUCGCGUCAAAUAGCACCACCCGGAUACUAUCUUCUCUUCGUGGUCCAUCAAGAUAUACCAAGUGAAGGAAUUUGGAUUCAUAUCCAUUGA
Messenger RNA from Lycium ferocissimum, 1662 nucleotides. Its product is annotated as aldehyde oxidase GLOX1-like. Lineage: Eukaryota; Viridiplantae; Streptophyta; Magnoliopsida; Solanales; Solanaceae. The record is from RefSeq and is a predicted model, not a curated record. The transcript has a single exon. Bases 1 to 1662 code for a protein of 553 amino acids.